Heteronotia binoei (common prickly gecko) is the source of this 5947-nucleotide messenger RNA. It is a transcript of the gene RRAGC, whose product is annotated as Ras related GTP binding C. Bases 22 to 1254 code for a protein of 410 amino acids. The transcript has 7 exons. Gene Ontology annotation, molecular function: GTPase activity; GTP binding. NCBI's taxonomy places the organism in Eukaryota, Metazoa, Chordata, Lepidosauria, Squamata, Gekkonidae. Gene Ontology annotation, biological process: cellular response to starvation; positive regulation of TOR signaling; regulation of autophagy. The record is from RefSeq and is a predicted model, not a curated record. Gene Ontology annotation, cellular component: nucleus; Gtr1-Gtr2 GTPase complex; lysosome.
CUGGGCUGUGCGGGGCUGGGCAUGGCGGCGCUGCAGUUCGGGGCGGCGAGCGGCGCUGAGGAGCCGGUCUUGCCUGGCGGGAGCUUCGGGGCGGCGGACUCGUUCCCCAAAGAUUUCGGCUACGGCGCCGAGGACGACGAGGACGAGGAUGACGACGAGGCGGCCGAGCUGGGGGGCGGCGGGGGCGGGCCGGGCGGCGGCUGCGGGCUGGGCCCCGGCGGCGACUCUUCCAAGCAGCCUCGCAUCUUGCUCAUGGGGCUGCGGCGCAGUGGGAAGUCGUCCAUCCAGAAGGUGGUGUUUCACAAAAUGUCUCCUAAUGAAACUUUGUUCUUGGAGAGCACUAACAAGAUCUACAAGGAUGACAUUUCGAAUAGCUCCUUUGUGAACUUCCAAAUAUGGGAUUUUCCUGGGCAAAUGGAUUUUUUCGACCCAACGUUUGAUUAUGAGAUGAUUUUCAGAGGAACUGGAGCCCUGAUCUAUGUUAUUGAUGCACAGGAUGACUACAUGGAAGCUCUAACUAGGCUCCACAUUACAGUUUCAAAAGCCUAUAAAGUGAAUCCAGACAUGAACUUUGAGGUUUUUAUUCAUAAAGUAGAUGGCUUGUCAGAUGACCAUAAAAUAGAAACUCAAAGAGAUAUUCAUCAGAGAGCCAAUGAUGACCUCGGUGAUGCUGGGCUUGAAAAACUUCAUCUUAGCUUUUAUUUGACUAGCAUCUAUGAUCAUUCAAUAUUUGAAGCCUUCAGUAAGGUGGUGCAGAAGCUUAUACCCCAGUUGCCAACUCUGGAAAAUCUGCUUAAUAUCUUUAUAUCGAAUUCAGGGAUUGAGAAAGCUUUUCUCUUUGAUGUCGUCAGCAAGAUUUAUAUAGCAACUGACAGCUCCCCCGUUGACAUGCAGUCCUACGAGCUCUGCUGCGACAUGAUUGAUGUAGUCAUUGAUGUUUCUUGUAUAUAUGGGCUAAAGGAGGAUGGGAGCGGAAGUGCUUACGACAAGGAGUCUAUGGCAAUUAUCAAACUAAAUAACACAACUGUUCUGUAUUUGAAAGAAGUGACAAAGUUUCUGGCCUUGGUGUGCAUCCUCAGAGAAGAAAGCUUUGAACGCAAAGGUUUAAUAGACUACAAUUUCCACUGCUUCCGCAAGGCCAUCCAUGAGGUCUUUGAAGUAGGUGUUUCCUCCCAUCGCUUCUGCAAUCAUCAAGCAAAUAUGCCCAGUCUAAAAGCAGUGACUCAUAACGGCACCCCUAGAACCGCAGUCUAGGGGAGACCAAACUUUGGACGGCUAAGUGCUUGCCCACCCCUGGUGUGUGUGUAUAGGGGGUGAGUGGCAGAAGAGGGACUGGCUGCAUACGUUUGUGUGUGCAUCCUGAAAGAGAAGAGAAACCCUUGCCUUAUGGAGCUGGGUGUGGCACAAGCAGAAGGCUGCUAAGCCCUUGGGACCGAGAGUGGCUGCUUCUGUCUUCAUGUGGUGGCUCUUGGGAGUUAAAAAGUCUCCUUCGCCUGGACCUCUCCCUUGAUAGAGCAUGGAUUAUUCCAGAGCUGAGCUGAAUUGACACGUGCUCAGCAUUCUUAUAUGUUUAAAGUUUAAACCUAAGUAGUGUUAGAUCAUUUGUCUUUCCGGAAUAAGUUUGGGACUCUUAUUACAGAAGCUCAGAAGCUGAAACCUUGCAGCUCAUGGCUUAGUUUAGCACAGUCUGAAACAUUCCAUGUGGUUCUUUUUGUUUUAGUCAUAUUUUGCUGUAAACAUCUUUUUAAAAAAAUAGUUCCUCAUUCUGCGAGCUUCAUAUUGCCAUGCCAGGUUGUGCCAGCCCUCCUCAGUUUAACUCCUGCAGGACCCCAUAGAGUGAUGGUGCUGAGCAAUCUGUGGUUUUGUUAUAAUUUGCUCUUUGAGAUAUGAUAGAGACAAGAAUCUGUCAUCUAAAUUCUGUGGGUUAUAAUGGGCUUAGAAUGCUUGUUUUAUAUUCUCAAGCUUGGGGGUGAGUCUGGUGAAUGUUGCUGGCAACAGUUCCUUUUCCUGUUUCUGCAAUUGCUUCUUUACUAAAACAACUUGCAUUUCGCUCAGCCAUGGUUGACGUCUCUGGACUUUCAGAGCUUGUUCCUUUUUUCUUUUUCAAUGCCACAAGUUGUUAUGCAUUCAGGGGUUAAGUUCUGACAUGCAGCUUUGGCCCAGUAUAUACCAGCCUGGCUUUAAAUUCUGUUGCUUGACUUUGCAGCAGUUGGUCACUCAACAAGAAUUAUUCUUUGCCUCUAUGGUUACCAAGUUCCAAAAACUUUCCCCUCAGCUCCUUGGUGCCAGUUUUCCUGGUGCCAGCUUGUAUCCGAGUACAUGAGCUGUCUUUGUGAUCUUCAUACAAGAAAAGUUGGUUUGCGUUUCCUGUGAUGCAUAACUCUUCUCUGUUCCAGUGUCUCAGAACAGAUGUCUGCGUGCAGAUGGUGAAGAUGGUACUGUCUGGGGUUUGAGGACUUAAUUCACAAGGGAAAGCUUUCACGUGAUUUCACCCUUCCCCUGGGAUGGAUCAACAGAGUGCAUUUCUUCCAGCAGGUCUCUUCUGAGUAUUCACUAGUUUUUUGUUCCCGAGUAGGGGUAGGGGGUGCUUUAUUCCCGCAGGAUGGUUUUAGUUGCAGAGGCAGCUAAUUGUCUUGCAACAGCCGCUCAUUCUGACUUCCAGCUGUUCCAGCAUUCAAGCAUUCCAUACCAAAACCUCAUGACAUUCAGUCAUGUGCAGUUUAACAGUACUGUGCGCCAAUUUUAUUCAUUUUUAGGGCAUACUGAGCCUUCAUUUUUCUAAAACCAGACUCCUCUUUGACCCGACUACACAUUUGAAAGACUUACCUCUUUACUGGAAAUACAGUGUGUGGUUUUCUUUUGGCCUCUCUAACCCUCAGGUCUGCCACAUGGGAUAUACAUGGCAUUAUUCAAGCCAUUCUGCAAAAACAGAAUAAUGUGUGAUCAAGAGAAAAUGGAAGUGGGGAGAUAUUUGGCUCCCUGAACACUGAAGCCCACUUAAGAAUUGCCUUCCUGUGUUAGAACUGUGUCUGUCUAGUUGCCUUCAGUACAUGGGUCUGCUGGGUCAAGAGCCUUCUUUUUUGGGAGGUGUACUUUAAUGCUCAUGUAGAGAGUUCAGUCAAUUAAUGAUGGAGGGGAUUCCUUUUCAGCACAGGCAGGUUCAGACAUUCUGGUUCCUCUUUUUGUCCUGUGGCUUUGAUGUCACCUGGAUAGCUGCUGCACCAUUCUGAAAAACAUGGUGAGAACUAAUCCCUGGUGUUUGUUCCCAGCAUCUGGUACUUGAAGGUAUAUACGAUAGUCCCAUUUAGUUAACAAGUCGUCUUUCCUGAAUUUCUUUUUGCUUUCUUUUCUGAUGAUUGUUUCUGGCAUACAGGUUGUGUUUCUCUGAAUAUAUUUCCAGUUGUUGCUCCCCAAUACGCUUGUCUCUUCCAUCACCCUCCACAUUAUUUUCUUCUCUCAGUGCCUCCAGCUUCCUGCCUUUACCAAAACCUGGCUAUUCUCCUCUGCCAUUGCCACUGUGGCUGCCCUUGCUUUUUUGGAAUCCUCGUCUUCUCCAACACAUCUUGUCCUGAUGGCUGCAGAUGUGCUGUCUGUUGCCUUCUGCCAAUUCCUGCUCUUCCUUACUGUUUCUCAGCCUUUUGAGAUCAUUAAUUGUUCAAGAUCAUUAAUUGUUAUAAACUGCCCUGGGCCCAGUUCAGGAAGGGCUGUCAAAAAUUCAAUGAAUUAAAUAAAUUUCACUGUGCUACAGUUCUCCUCUACAACUCAGUGCUGGAAUCCUCUCUCUUCUCCCCACCACGCUGUUUUGACCAUUCAGAAAAUCACUGUUUUGAUCAUUCCUCUGACCCAGCUGUUUACCUCCUUCCUCAGUCUCUACCUCCUAGAUCUCAUAUUCACUAAGAGCAGUUAGCUUCAUGUUCUCUUUAUUUCUCUGACUUCUCUGCCUGACCACUGUUCUGUCUUCUUCAGUGUUGCACAUCCAUACUAUCGCCUCCUGCUCCUUCCACAGCCUGUUGUCCAUUGCCUCUGUGAACUUUUUGAAAGCCCUGUCACCUCUGCUCACUCUUCAGAUUCUGUAGCUUGUGCCUGCAACUCAUCCCUGCCCUCCAACUAACCAUUUGUUCCCUCACUUACUAUUUCUGUUCAUAAUUUCUAUCAGCUAAAAACUGGUUUUGUUCACUAUAAGUCCAUCUUUUCCUCAUCUGCAUCCCUCUAGGCAAACACAGCUACAGUUUCUUGAUCUCUGCCAAGGUUAGAUAGGAAUCCUCAGUGCCUCUUCCCUAUCUUUCUGAGAAAGCAGGAUUACCAUGUAAGACAGUGCAAUAAGAUAGUACGAUGAUAAAUGUGAUCUGAGGCACCCAGCAAACAGUGCUCUAGGACUAGGGUUUCAAAAAUUAGAAGCAAUGUGAAAAUGGAAUUGCAAAAUAACAUAGGAUAGGCUUGUUUCGUUAUAGAAAUGUCCUCCACUCUGUUAUGCAGCUUUGUUUCCUUUGUAGAAAUGCUAUUGUACCACAGCCUUAUUCCUUUCAUGUAAUGCCCAGUAAAACUACCCUGUUUAAUUUGUGGAAUGACAGAAAUGUGGGAGCCGUCACAGCUUCCUCUGGCAGACUAAUCUAGAAAGUGGGGGGCCUGCCCUUCUUGUUCAUUUGCAAAGUAACACCUUCAGGAGGUUUUGCUCAGAUGUGCAAAGCUGUCCUGAUGGAGCACAGCAGGAGAGGGAGUCCUGCAGAUACGAGAGCAUGAAGGGCUUUUUAAGUAAUAACCAGUACCCUAAAUUUAAUCUGGUUAACUGAUGGAUAGCCAGUGAUGUGACUGCAGAAUUGAUGUAAUAUCCAAAGGUCUCUGCCCUGACACAACUUUUGACACAGUUGACCACUGUCUGCUGCUUAACACCAGUCUUACCAGUGUUUCCACUCUGUCCUUGGCGGGUUCUCUUCUGACUGUCUGAUCACUCACUCCAUGGGAAAGCAGCUCUUUUUUCCUUGGAUCUUGUCUUGCCUUGCCUUUGCAUUCUUGGCUCUACACACUAUUCUUGGCUCACUUCAGUAAAUCCCAUGGCUUCCCAGUACCAACUAAAUUCUGCAGCUCUACCCUUGAGUUCUCUCCACUCCGAUCUGCUUCUCUCAUUGUCUGUUUAAUGUUUGAUGCCUCAUCUCAGUACAUCCAAGACUCUUGUCUCCUUUUAUGCUUCCUGUUUUCAUUGACACUGUUGUAAUCUAUCUUUAGAACAGACUUUGUUCAGACUGACUUCUCACUUUACAACACUGUAGAAAUCCCAUCCUUGCUUUUCACACCAGUAGCAAAAUGUGAUUCAUGGUUUGGUCUUCUCUUGCCUCAAGUACUUUCCCUCUCUGGGUAUAAUUCCAGAGGGUUUCCAUGCCAGUCUGCUGCAGCAGAAAGUAAACAGUUUGAUGGCAGCUUAAAGACAAACACAUUUUUUUCUUAAAUGUUUUUGUUGACCAUAACUGCCAUGCUUGUAUACGUAAAAGCUUACCCCAGAAUAAACAUUUGCUAGUCUUUUAGGUGCCACAAGAACGCUUGUAUAUAUAUUUUUCCUCUCUGGUGUAACAUAAGAACAUAAAAGUUAACCAUGUUUCAUCAGACCAACUUUGCAUCUAGUUCAGCAUCCUGUUUCAGAUUGCAGUGGAUACAUGCUGAACCAGUGAGUCUUGAUAGAUGGUGAGAUAGGAGAGAAAUGUUAAGUGUCUAGGUUGUUGAUUGGUUGGACCACCGGUUUUCUAUUGUGUCUAAUGCAAGCCCACUCUUCUGAGAAUAAAGAAUAUGCUGCCAUGGAAUCUGGAAUAAAGCGCUGUUGUGAAUGUUGUGUGCAAAGUGAAGAUAGGAACAGAGAAGCCUGAAGAAAGGUGUGUGUGUAGGGUGGGCAGUUUGCUAACACAAAAGUUGUAUGCAAAUGCUCACAUUUUUGUAAAUAAACAAUUUUAACAUGUCA